This is a messenger RNA of Penicillium cataractarum, 1023 nucleotides long. RefSeq names its product SMP-30/gluconolactonase/LRE family protein. The transcript is spliced from 2 exons. The record is from RefSeq and is a predicted model, not a curated record. The coding region runs from base 1 to 1023 and encodes 340 amino acids. Lineage: Eukaryota; Fungi; Ascomycota; Eurotiomycetes; Eurotiales; Aspergillaceae.
AUGGUGACCGGCAUAUCCCACGCGAGCCUGCAGGCGAACGCGUCCAUCCCGUCCAAUUUCAGUAUCUACAACCCCGAUUUCCUGCAUAUCCUCGGUUCGGCGCCGAAACUGGAGCUUCUCCUCGAGAACGAUGAAUACCCCUUCGCCCACGAGGCGAGCGUGUACAUCCCAAGCACGGACUCGCUGUUCAUGUCGAGUAAUAUCUUCAUCGACCCGGUUACCAACCAAUCCACCAUCAAGGUGACCAAAGUCAAUGUGAGCGCAUACCCCGUCACAGCUGAAAUCAUCAAUACGACAAUCCCUAUGCCCAAUGGCGGUGUCAACAAUGGCAACGGGAUCCUCUGGGCUGGCCAAGGGACCCUCAACGAAACGGGCGGGUUAUUCCAAAUGUCCACGACUGCCCCGUACAAGUCCGAGUUGAUCAUCGGGAACUACUACGGGCGCGAGUUCAAUUCCAUCAAUGAUGUGGUUGUGGCUCGGGACGGCGCGUACUGGUUUACCGAUCCCAUUUAUGCGUCGAAGCAGGGUAUUCGUCCGAAGCCGCAGUUGCCGAAUCAGGUGUAUCGGUAUGAUCCGGCGACGAAGGAUGUACGGGUCGUUGCUGAUGGGUUUGGUCGGCCUAAUGGUAUUUCGUUUUCGCCGGAUCAGAAGACUGUGUAUAUCAGUGAUACGGCGGAGACUGUUGGUGAUGGGACUACUGAUCCGUUGUUGCCUGCGACUAUUUAUGCAUUCGACGUGACAAUUAUCCACGGACAACCAUUCCUAACUAACCGGCGCGUCUUCGCAAUGCCGGGCGAUGGAAUCCCGGACGGAAUCAAGGUCGACCAGAACGGCAAUGUCUACGCAGGCUGCAAGGAUGGCGUGAAUGUCUGGUCAGCUGGAGGUGUGCUACUGGGCAAGAUCCUGAUCAAGGAUGGGACGUCGAACUUUUCCUUCGGACGCAACGGGCGCAUGUUUAUUCUGAAUGAGAAUAAGCUAUUUGCGGCGCAAUUGAACCGUACAGUGCGUGGGACGCUAUUCUAG